GGAAAUAAACGGUUUUUUCCAAACUCUUUUCCAGACAAAACCCCAAACUGGAAAACAAUAAAAGAUACUACAGAUUUAUAUUUAUACAUAUUUAUAUUUAUAUAUCCAGUAACAUAAGCUACACUAACACUAACUAGCCACAUAGUUCAGAUUAAACUCUAACAUGAUGCAUUCAAGUCUGACAACAUGUGUAAAAGUUUCAAGGGUGUAAAACCUUUUGCAGUGGAAGUAUCUGUAUUAAAAUGAACUUGAUGCAGUUUGUGUCUCUGUUCCUGCUUCUGCUCGUUUCUUCAGUUAUUUUCUGAAUGACUCCCCCCCUCCUCGGGGUCAAUCCAUGGGAAAAGAAAGUUUUCCUGCAGCCCUGAGAGAAAUCCAGUUAUUUUCGGACAACACGUCACCGGUUUUAGUUGCAGCCCAGAAACUUCUUUCCAUCAUCCAGCUCGCUUUCUUCCCUCUCUCUCUCUCUCUCUCUCUCUCUCUCUCUCUCUCUCUCUCUCUCUCUGUCUCUCUCUCUCUAUGAACUUGUUGCACAGCUGUGUUGUUCCCCGUUCUCACGCACGGCGCCGCACGCCCGCAGCGGCGCACACAUGAGCGGGCAGCUUGAGGAAACGUCAGCAGGUUUCGGCUCGCUGCGUGACUUUGCGGUGCCCGUUUUCCUUUCAGCGAACGACUCAAGGAUGGACGCGUGACGCACCGAGCCACAGUGAGGGAGCGUGCACACACAUCAGCUCGGGGAGGGCAAAGCCUGCUUAAAAUGCAGCGAAUGUGACAGCCGAGCCCACAGUCCAGACUACAGCAGCGCCUGGACUGGAAAGGUGAAGCGGGGUGGGGGCGGGGGGCACCAGCAGCAUGACCGUGGUGCCCGGGGAGAACCUGGAUGAGACGGUGGCACUGGCCGCGCUGUCCGCCCAGGAUGUGUACGACCCGGAGCGAGCCGACAACCAGGAGUGCUGCGAGCGGGUGGUCAUCAACAUCUCCGGGCUGCGCUUCGAGACGCAGCUGAAGACCCUGGCCCAGUUUCCCGCCACUCUGCUGGGGGACCCGCGCAAAAGGAUGCGGUUCUUCGAUCCGCUCAGGAACGAGUACUUCUUUGACCGGAACCGACCCAGCUUCGAUGCCAUCCUGUACUACUACCAGUCUGGCGGACGGCUCCGGAGACCCGUCAACGUGCCGGUGGACAUCUUCAUGGAGGAGAUCAAGUUCUACGAGCUGGGGGAGGAGGUAAUCGAGAACUUUAAGGAGGAUGAAGGGUUCAUCAAGGAGGAGGAGCGGCCGCUGCCGGAGAACGAGUUCCAGCGGCAGGUCUGGCUCCUGUUCGAGUACCCCGAGAGCUCCGGACCCGCUCGGGGCAUCGCCAUCGUCUCCGUGCUGGUCAUCCUCAUCUCCAUCGUCAUCUUCUGCUUGGAGACCUUACCCGAGUUCAGGGAGGAGGCCCGGAUCUUUGAUGGGGUGAUUCCGACAAACCGCACCGCCGGCGCCGAGCCGCCGAACCCGUUCACGGACCCAUUCUUCAUUGUGGAGACGCUCUGCAUCAUCUGGUUCUCCUUCGAGCUGCUGGUCCGGUUCCUCGCCUGCCCCAGCAAGCCCGCCUUCUUCAAGAACAUCAUGAACACCAUCGACAUCGUGGCCAUCAUGCCCUACUUCAUCACGCUGGGGCUGGAGCUGGCGGAGCACCAGGGCAACGGCCAGCAGGCCAUGUCACUGGCCAUCCUGAGGGUCAUCCGCCUGGUCCGGGUCUUCCGCAUCUUCAAGCUCUCGCGGCACUCCAAGGGGCUGCAGAUCCUGGGGAAGACGCUGCAGGCCAGCAUGCGGGAACUGGGCCUCCUCAUCUUCUUCCUCUUCAUCGGGGUCAUCCUCUUCUCCAGCGCCGUGUACUUCGCGGAGACCGACGACCCGGAGUCGGGCUUCAGCAGCAUCCCGGACGCCUUCUGGUGGGCCGUGGUUUCCAUGACGACGGUGGGCUACGGCGACAUGUGUCCAGUGACCAUCGGUGGGAAGAUCGUGGGCUCCCUGUGCGCCAUCGCCGGGGUCCUGACGAUCGCGCUUCCGGUUCCGGUCAUCGUCUCCAACUUCAACUACUUCUACCACCGGGAGACCGAGCACGAGGAGCAGUUCCAGUACACGCACGUGACCUGCGGGCAGCAGCAGGCGCCGUUCGGCGAGUUCAAGCGGAGCGACAGCCGGCCGUCGCUGUCCAAGUCCGACUACCCGGACAGCGAGGACGCGGACUCCGUCAAGUACACGAACUGCAGCCCGCACAAGGCGUACGGCGGGAAGCUGACGGACGUCUGAGGCGCCUUGUUUCCGCCAUCAGAGGGAAUGUUUUCAGUUGGAUCCCCUCUCCACUCCCGACACGGUCUUCCAUCCAGCAGGACAACUGAUCAGCCUCUGUAGCACUUUACUGUCAUUAGUGAGCAGCUUUAAGGUUUACAUUCUUCUGACACGGGACCAAAUUAAAACUCAGUUUUAAACUUAAAAAAAAAAAGCCUGCGAGACAACACGCAGGGUUAGGAGUGAGAAAAAACAAAAACAAGAAAACCCUCAUUGAAUUAAACACAACGAAUCUGACGUGAAGCUUCUUCCAAUACAACAGCGCCAUCGUGUGGUCAAAGCGGCUCACUGCGCCGCCGUGGCAGAUGCAGUUUCCAUGGCAACCUUCCAGACUUUUCUGUUGUUGUCUGGUGCAGGAGCAAAAAGUGAGGAGGCUCCAAACCACCAUGUUGUGGAAGCAUCCAUGUUGUUAAAAAAAAACAAAAACUGAGAUGCUCAGCAGCUAAUUACUAAAGACAAGUUAAAAUAAAUUAUUAAAUACAAUAAAAUACUAAGAUUAUAGCUUACAGCAGCAAUUUAAUACAUUAACAGUUCAGUUUUAGAUGUUUCAGAGCUCAACCUCGUCUAUCGUGGAUAUAAAUAUGUUCAAAAAGAUAAUUUAAAGAAAAAUAUAUAAAGUAAGACAUUAAAAUAAAAAAUCAAGUAUUAACAGAAAAUACUAAAUUAUAUUCACGCUUUAUAGUUGUACAGUAGCACAAAAAGGUUAAAAAUAGAAACAUAAAUCAAAAUAAAUAAAUAAACAAAACAUCAUAGGAUUUUCCUUUAACGGAGUUAAGAAAUAAUAAUUUUUUAAAAAAUCCCAAGCUCAAAUAGUUUUUCAAAAAUAAAUUUAAAGUAUUUAAAAUAAAAAGAUCAGUCUCUUGCUUUCAUAGACAUCCCCAGCGGUUCUGAUCCAUACCUAAUCCAAGCUGAAGGCCCUUCAGUGUUGGAGCUUCCUGGUCCAGCUGCACCUGGACUCACCUGGACAGCGGGCGGAGCAGACGGAGCUGCUGGAGACAAAAACAGAGGAUUUUUAACAAGCUGACGGAGUAAAAACCUUCGCUGGAGUUUAUCAGACUGAUGGAUGUUUGAAGGAAAAGUCUGACGGCUCUUCAGCUCAGACCAACAUUCAGUUCUGGUCCCACAAGGGAAAGAUUGACGAACCUCACUAAUCCACUCCAGCUGCCACCAUCCUCCUCAUCCUCUCCAGCUUCUCUCCUCGGAUGAAGAAAAAAAAAAACAAAGCUUGGAUUAAAUACAAAAACAAAACUUCACGAGAAACUCGGCUUACUCUCGGAUUUUUACAGAGCACAGACUCUGAGGUACGAAUCAAACGUUACUUGAAUCAUCAGCUAUGUCCUGCGUAUACUUAGAUGUUGUUUGGGAGGUUUCUCCUGUUGCUGUAGAGAACAAGAACUUGUUGUUGCUGUCUGUAUGUCGCAUAUCAUAUCCAAACCAAAUCACCGCAUGCUUGGAAAGUAGAGCAUGUAAACAGAAGAAACGUGGGAACAUCGACAGCUCGCAGAUACGGAGAAGUUAUCCUGUCAGACAGAUGACUUUAGUUUUUUAAAGUAUCAUACUAUAUAUGUUUUAUACUGGGAGGUUGACAUGGGGAAUUAUUUUGUAGAUUUUUAACUUUUUUUUUUUUUUUGCCUUGGUGAAAACAAAGCAGCUCCAGCAGGCAGCUCUGAUGAACAUGUCUGCACCAGUGGGAGGAAAAAUGGGGGUAAAAGUGUGAAAAUGCAUUAAAUCCAGACAUCCGUUUAUAUCUGAAUGUUUCUGUUUGGAUCUCUGAUCAGAAUGCUGUAUUCCUGAUUUAUCACUACCUCAGUGUCAUCUCACUGAAAAAAUAAGCUUUAACACCUGAAGGACUGAUUAUUGUCACGAACACCGCUCAAGUUAUCUAAAAUGUUCUCAAUUUAACCUCUAAAAUAUACAAAGAACUAAACUAUAAAGAUGUUUUCACCUUGAUAUCAGGUAGAAAAGCACGUUUAGAGAAACUUAAUGAGCCUCAGAUGUCCAGCCUGGGUGAGAAAAGUAGCUUUUUUGCACAUUGUUUUGUUUUUGCAUUUUCUAUUAGGUUAAAAGGCAAUAAGGUCCUGCAGAGUGGCUCUGCCUGUCUUCAACAUUUAACAAGAAAUCAGUCCAGCACAAAUUUGAAUUUUAAAUAUAUCUGAAAUUUGGGAAGACAAAUAAACUGGGAAACUGUAGCACUUUUUAAUAUUGCUCAAAUUUCUCUCAAAUUAUCUAAAAGAUUCACAUGUAUUUGGAGCACGAUGAGCUGCAGGUGGAAACAAACCCCCAAGAUGGCAGUGUUUUUCUUUGUGGUUCAUUUUUAGCUUCUUAACUUUUAUUUCAAAAUAUUUGAGAUUUAAAAAUAUAAAAACAAAACGACUGACACAUUUAUGUGUCAGUCAUAAAUGUUAACUACUUUCGGUUUCCCUCUGGAACGAAGCUGAAAAUAAAUAAAACCUCAUUUGAGAAAUAUUGGAUCUAAAACGCUGGGAGAAUUUUAAGCUUUUGUUAAUUAAAUCACUGUUUCUCAGCAUAAUACUGAAAAU
Molecule: messenger RNA, 4871 nt
Organism: Xiphophorus maculatus (southern platyfish)
Lineage: Eukaryota; Metazoa; Chordata; Actinopteri; Cyprinodontiformes; Poeciliidae
Product: shaker-related potassium channel tsha2-like
Exons: 3
Coding region: 850-2292 (480 amino acids)
Biological process (GO): protein homooligomerization; potassium ion transmembrane transport
Cellular component (GO): voltage-gated potassium channel complex; membrane
Molecular function (GO): delayed rectifier potassium channel activity; protein binding
Source: RefSeq, a predicted model, not a curated record